Messenger RNA from Lotus japonicus, 1561 nucleotides. RefSeq names its product PAP-specific phosphatase HAL2-like. Gene Ontology annotation, biological process: sulfate assimilation; phosphatidylinositol phosphate biosynthetic process. The transcript has 3 exons. Gene Ontology annotation, molecular function: 3'(2'),5'-bisphosphate nucleotidase activity. The record is from RefSeq and is a predicted model, not a curated record. The coding region runs from base 254 to 1402 and encodes 382 amino acids. NCBI's taxonomy places the organism in Eukaryota, Viridiplantae, Streptophyta, Magnoliopsida, Fabales, Fabaceae.
GAAAGUGAAACCACAACACAAACAAAAACACUUUGGGUAGUUUGCUUUCAUUUCACCUUUUCUCUUCCGAGCAAGAAGAGCCCCACAUUUUCUCUCACUCACUUUCUAUGCUUUGGGAAUGAUGCAAUUGUCCCUUUGCAGAAGAAACUAACCCCAUAAUCAUGUAGAAUUCGCAUUCGUUUUCCCCUUUUUCUCUUUGACGAGGUGGCCACGUGGUAGUAGGGAACCCUCUCAUUCUGAAGCUUCUUCGGCCAUGGGAGAAGAAGACAACUACGCCAGGGAAUUGGAGGUGGCCGUUAGGGUUGUUCACGUGGCGUGUGCUCUCUGUGGGAGGGUGCAAGAGAGGCUCCUUGCGACCAGCAAUGAUCACGUUGUGUCUAAGGAUGAUGAUUCUCCUGUUACCGUUGCAGACUUGAGUGUUCAAGCAACUGUUAGUUGGCUGCUAUCAGAAAUUUUUGGGGUUCAAAAUGUGUCAAUUGUUGCUGAAGAAGAUACAGAAACUUUCUCCAAGGAUGAUUCAGCAGGCUUACUGGAAGCUGUCGUGAAUACUGUCAAUGAGUCUUUAGCCUUUGCAUCCAAGUAUGGUCUUCAAAGUCCAGAGAGGACACUUGGAACAUCGGAAGUCCUUGAGGCCAUUGGCCGCUGCAACUCAACAGGAGGCCCCGGUGGAAGACAUUGGGUACUUGACCCUGUUGAUGGCACAUUAGGAUUUGUACGUGGGGAUCAGUAUGCUGUUGCUCUAGCUCUUAUUGAGGAUGGAAAAGUUGUUCUCGGAGUUCUUGGGUGCCCCAAUUACCCUGUGAAGACAGAAUGGCUAAACUAUCAUUACCAGUAUCAUCAAACAACAUCACAAUCAUCUCCAACAACUCCUGAUGCAUGGGGAAAAGGAUGUGUUUUGUAUGCAAGGAGAGGCAGUGGUGAGGCAUGGUUGCAGUCAUUAAUUCCUGGUGAUAAGAUGCUAGAAUGGCCAAAUUUUGCUAGACCUAUUCAGGUUUCCUCCACAGAUGAUCCUGCAUUGGCAACUCUAUGUGAACCAGUGGAACGGGCAAACUCGAACCAUUCCUUCACAGCUGGUCUUGCUCACACGGUGGGACUUAGAAAACAGCCUUUACGCGUCCACAGCAUGGUAAAAUAUGCAGCUAUAGCCCGGGGAGACGCUGAGAUAUUCAUGAAAUUUGCAAAAUGUGGUUACAAGGAGAAGAUAUGGGAUCAUGCUGCCGGUGUUGUGAUUGUUGAAGAGGCUGGUGGUGUGGUAACUGAUGCCGGAGGUCGCCCUCUGGACUUUUCGAAGGGAAUGUACUUAGAGGGUCUUGACAGGGGCAUAAUUGCAUGCUCUGGUGUCACGUUGCAUGAAAAAUUGAUCAGUGCUGUUUAUGCUAGCUGGGACUCCUCAAAUUUAUGAGGAUUUCUUUCUCCUGCAAAUACAUCAGUGAGGCCAAAAUUUUGGUAGUGGCUGAUAGUGUCCUUUUUUAAUCCUCCUAUUUUUUUUUUCGUUCUACGAAGUUAUUGUAUGCACUUUAGCAGCCAACUUUUCAGUAUCCUAAUAGCAAAUUACACUAAA